Molecule: messenger RNA, 1077 nt
Organism: Fusarium fujikuroi IMI 58289
Lineage: Eukaryota; Fungi; Ascomycota; Sordariomycetes; Hypocreales; Nectriaceae
Exons: 3
Coding region: 1-1077 (358 amino acids)
Source: RefSeq, a predicted model, not a curated record
AUGGAACAAACUCAUGAGAAGGUUGAGAGCAACCAUGUUCUCCAGACACCGCUUUGGAUUGUCAUAAUUCGUGGCUUUCAGUUCCUCAUUUCUCUUAUCAUUGUUGGUCUUUGUGGCCGUUUGAUGCACGAUGCUACCCUCGACGAAGAAGCUCUUUCUCUCGCCAUUGCAAUCAUCGCAUGGAUCGUCAUCGCCUACGCCCUCUUCACAGAGAAAAUCCCCAGUCUUCAAAACGCAUAUCACAUCAUCGCCGUUCUAAGUCUUGAUGCAUUAAUGAUGGUUCUUUGGCUUGCCGCUUGGGCCGCCACUGCUGCGAGACGUGCCAAAUACGUCGUCCCUGUUAAUGCUUAUGGCUGUGUUGAUGAUGGAAGUCUCACGGAUAGUAAGACCUGUAACAUUUUCAAGCGUGACGGGGAGAAUGUUAUUCUCUUCAAGUCUGGUUUGGCUAUGCUCGCUGCCGUCGCGGGUCUUGGUGCGCUUGUCUGGAUCCUCUUCAUCGUCACCUUCGUCUGGACUCUCGUCAUGUUCCUCCGCGGUCGCAAGGAAGGUCGUUUCGCUGUCAACCUCGCUGCCUCAUCUUCACCCAGCAACAACUACCAAAUGGAAACCAAGGUCAACGAAGGCCAACCCAUGGUUCAGCCCGUUCAACCUCAGGGUGUCCCCCAACAGCAAUACCAGCAACAACCUGUCCACGGCCAAUUCGUUCCUCAACAGCAACAGCAGUAUCCUCCUCAGGGCACUCCCUCUCCCUACCAACCUGCCCAGAGCCCAUACCAACAACAGGGCGCUUAUCCUCCUCCCGCCGCACCCUACUCUCCUCAAGACCAGCAGUACCAAGGCCAGCAGAAUCUCGGACAGUAUCCCCCUCAGCAGUACCAACAAUCUACUCAACAUCAGGGAAGUGAGCUUGAUGGUCAGACAAACUACUCUACACCUCCUCCUGCUGCAGCGUCUCCUCCUCCUCAGCACUACGGAAGUGAGCUAGAUGGCCAGACGAAUUACGCCCAUCCUCCUGCUUCAAUGUCGCCGCCCCCUCAGCCUCAACCCUAUCCUCCUCAAGCAUAUCCCCAGCAGUAA